Notechis scutatus (mainland tiger snake) is the source of this 1510-nucleotide messenger RNA. NCBI's taxonomy places the organism in Eukaryota, Metazoa, Chordata, Lepidosauria, Squamata, Elapidae. The record is from RefSeq and is a predicted model, not a curated record.
GAAGCCGCCAGGGACCUCUCCGGAAGUAGGGCACAGCUGCCAACUCGCCAUGCGACUAUUGCUCCUGGCUCCCGGCCGAGCCCAGACUGGCAACGGGACCACCGCCCGGAGGAUCCAAGAUCAUUUACAAGCUGCUGGGCAUUUGUGUAUCUUGAAGGACACCUCUGAUUAUGAGUCCCCAUUGGCAAUUUCCAAUCUCAUCUCUUCAGAGAAAUUGGAGGCAGCUCUGGGCAUCCAUCUCUUUAAAGCUGGAAGGCUCCUUCAAGGAAGUCCCGUUCCUUUUGGGAUUAUCUUUGGAGGCACAGAUGUUAAUGAAGAUGUCAAAAAUGAGGAGAAGGCCCAAAUUAUGGAGAAGGUGUUGGAUGAAGCCAGGUAAAGAAAUGUUCCUCUUACUCCUCCUCCUUAUUAUCCUAUCAUGAAUCAAUCCAAAUCGAUUUGGACCUUUAUCCCAAAGAAAUUGAAUGCAUGACCCAUCUCAUUUCUAGGGAUCGUGAGCCUUCCAAACAGGCGGCAUAACUGGGCUGGAUUUCUGCAGAGGGCAGGGAUUGCACAGAACGACCAGUCUCUAUACAUCUUCCUGUUGAUCUGUGGAGUAAGGAAAGUCAAAGAUCCACUUUAUCUACUGGAUGUUUUUUCAGAGUGGCAUCGGGAAGACCCCAGGGUGCACCUGAUCAUUGUUGGACCUGCUGCUGAUCCAACCUUCGCAAAAGAAGUCGAGGAGAAGGUGAACAAGGCAGAUGGGGUCCACUUAUUGUCAGAAGUCCCCCAGGAAGAUCUUCACGCCAUUAUGAAAAACUCUUUUGCCGUCGUUAACAGUUCCAUAUCCGAAGGGAUGUCAGCUGCAAUUUUAGAGGCAAUGGAUUUAAAUGUUCCUGUGCUGGCAAGAGACAUUCCAGGAAAUGCUGCUGUGAUUGUACACCAAACAACUGGAUUAUUAUAUUCGACUCCACAGGAAUUUGUCCAGCAGGCCAAAACUUUGAUGAAGGACCCAGUUUUGUACAAAGAGAUUGUAAGAAAGGCACAUGAAUAUGUCCUGAAGCACCAUUCAUGGGAGAAAGAAAGGAAGGUCUAUCAGAACCUUGUUUUGAGACUUCAUGAAUGUUCUUGUAUCAAAAAAACAUGAGUUACCAACCACCGUGGUCAACCGGGUUUUCAUCUUAAUCAUCUGAUUUGUCUUCCUUAAUGUUAUUGCCAUUGUUGAUUUUGUAGAUUUUGUUCUCCUUCAGAGUCAAAAUGUAGACCUCUACAGCCUGGCAGCCUCCAGGAGCAUGGGACUUCUGUUCCCAUAAUCCCCCUACUAGUCAUCACCAAAGGACUAUGGGAACCGAACUCAAACACAUUACAGAACCCCAAGUUGAAAAAAAAUCCUAAACAUACCGUUUAUUGUUGACUGGAAACACUUUAUAGAUUUUUAUUGCACGAAGCAUAAGAAAUUGAACUUAUGAUUUGUGGUUGGGAUGAUUAGAAGGAAUAGAUUAUAAGGGAAAAUAGUUGUGCUGUAGCCCACAGA